Dioscorea cayenensis subsp. rotundata (Guinea yam) is the source of this 1162-nucleotide messenger RNA. RefSeq names its product protein CHAPERONE-LIKE PROTEIN OF POR1, chloroplastic. The coding region runs from base 48 to 899 and encodes 283 amino acids. The transcript is spliced from 3 exons. NCBI's taxonomy places the organism in Eukaryota, Viridiplantae, Streptophyta, Magnoliopsida, Dioscoreales, Dioscoreaceae. The record is from RefSeq and is a predicted model, not a curated record. Gene Ontology annotation, cellular component: chloroplast membrane.
AGACACAGAGAGAGAGAGAGAGAGAGAGAGAGAGAGAGAGAUCAACAAUGGCGUCUGCGCUCUCGCUGAAUCGAUGCAUCCUCUACAAACCCUUCGUUCCUCGUAGUUCUUCGCAGCAAGCGAAGCGGAGGAGGUGGUGGGGAACCCCCAGUCUUAACCAAUCUGUGCCUCGCCGGGCCACCACGACGGCACCGGCGCCGGCUGGGUCUAGGGCUGAUGAUUCCUCGGCGCCUUACGAGAUGUCGCUUGAGAACGCUCUCAAGCUUCUUGGCGUGCAGGAGGGAGCGUCCUUUGAUGACAUCUUGCGUGCUAAGAACGCCAUCGCUGCGGCUUGUAAGGACGAUCCGGAGGCAGUCGCCCAGGUAGAGGCUGCUUAUGACAUGUUGCUUAUGCAGAGUUUAAGUCAACGCAGGGCUGGCAAAGUUGUUAAUAAAAACAUCCGAUAUGCUGAUGUAAAAUCUGCUAGAAACACUGGAUUCAGUAGCUUGCCUCCUUGGCUACAGAAUACAGUGAAGAAUGCUCCUGUAUCUGUUGAAGCUCCAUCUCCAAGCAGUUUGGGAGUGCAGGCAGGGGUUUAUGGAGCUUUGAUGGUUGUUACGUUUGUUAGUGGGGCAUCAACAUCGUCAACAGGAAUAUAUACUGGCCCUGAUGUGCCUGGAAUCAUUUUGGCUACCGGCUUUGGAGUUUCACUAUACUUCUUGACCAAGAAGAAUAUUUCUCUAGGGAAGGCAGCACUUAUCACUGUCGGUGGGCUCGUUAUCGGCGCGGUCGUAGGAUCCGCCGUGGAGAAUUGGUUGCAGGUUGAUAUAGUCCCGUUCUUCGGCAUUCACUCACCCGCGGUGAUUGUGAGUGAGUUCAUUCUUUUCUCUCAGCUCCUUGUAUCACUGUACCUUAGAUAAGCUCUGAAAGGUCAAUGAUCCAAUGCCAUUUUAUUUAUUUUAAAAUAACUGAUUAAUAGAAUCAUGUAGUUUGAUAUCCAAUCCUGGAAUUUCUUCAAAAUGUCAAGAUAUGUACAGAAAUUACCAAGUUGUAAUUAUUGCCUUGUUGUAGGACAUAAGCUUUGUUUUUUUUUUUUUUUUCCUUUUGAUGCUAUGAAAGCUACAUGAUCAUAUAUCAUGAUCAAAUGUCUUCAAGGAUUAACUGCUGGUUUUGGAUGUUUUGA